Racocetra persica is the source of this 266-nucleotide messenger RNA. Lineage: Eukaryota; Fungi; Glomeromycota; Glomeromycetes; Diversisporales; Gigasporaceae. The record is from the annotation of a GenBank genome assembly.
AUUUAAGUGAGCUGGCUCCAAUUCCUAAAAUUGUAAAACCAAUCGCCAAACAAGGUCCACUCGAAUCACGAAAAAUAUGGCAACCUGUAUCAGCUGCGCUUUUUCAGAAAGAUUACUCAAAAGCUACAAAGGAAAAGAUUGCAAUUGAAGAUCGUCAAAGACGAUUGGCAGCUGAAGCAAAGGCAAGAAAAGAAGAAUUUGAACCUGUAUAUUUCAAAUUACCUGUUGUUGACGGGCGACCAGAAUUGAAAGAUACAGCACAUCAA